AUGGAAAAGAAAGCUAGACCGGGCCGAGUUCUAGUAAAAUGCUCAUUAUGUGGAUCUGUGUUAAACAAGGACUACAAAAAAAUGCACCAGGAAAAUAUUCACGGUGGAAAUUUGGUUAAAAUUAAAAUUGUUACUGUUCCGGAUAAUCCACUUACAUUGGCAGCAAAUCAAAAAAAUAGAGAACGAGAAUCAAUCCCAUCGACUUCGAAAGAGCAUGCUAAUGGUAGGGAGUUGCAGUGUGAAGAGACCAACAAAGAGCCGAUGGGUGGAAAAUUGUACAACUGGAGAUCAUAUUUUAAAGAUGAUGAGCCGUGUGCUUUGUACUGCCAGAACGACGUAAACCAAUUCUCGAAAAGAGCACCAAGGGUUCAAGAUGGCACGAAAUGUAGAGGUGGUUCCAAAGACAUCUGUGUAGCUGGGGUAUGCGUGAUAGUGGGAUGCGAUUUAAAAUUAAACUCAAAUUCUGUCGAAGACGUUUGCGGCAUUUGCAACGGGGAUGGAACCCAGUGUAAAAUAGUCGAUGAAACUUAUGCUGAUAAGGGAGCUCGAGACUACAAAAAGAUCGUCACAAUACCCGCUGGAUCCAGAAAAAUUGUCAUAGACGAAUUAGGACCGUCAGAGAACACCAUUGCUAUUUCCGACAAGACUGAAAAGAACUAUUACCUGAAUGCAAAUCACAACGAAGAACUGGAUGGUGUCAAACAUUUUGGAAAAAUCGAAGGAAUUUAUACCCAUACUGAACCUGGUAGAGAAAAUUUGGUUAUAAAUGGACCCAUCACAGAUGACCUUAUUUUCUGGAACUACUUGCAACUGUUAAGCCUCAUUUAUAGAUUGCCAUUUUUCCUUCCUUCCGUAAAAGAUAAUCAAUACGAAAACCGUAGUGCUGUUUAUAGAUUUCCGUACCCUAAUCUAUUAACAGGGUUUCGUAUUGUUCGUCUUUUACGGGAGGAAGGAGGGAAGGAAGGCUUUAAGGCAGAUUUAAAUAUUGCCUUCCUUCCAUGGUACCAUGCUUCCUUCCUUCCUCCCGUAAAAUAUGAACAAUACGAAAACUGUAGUACUAUUUAUAGAUUCCGUACCCUAAUUUAUAAACAUCACUACGGUUUUUGUAUUGUUCAUAUUUUACGGAAGGAAGGGAGGAAGGAAGGAAGGCAAUAUUUAAAUCAGGCUUUAAGCUUCCGAUAUCAAUGA
Brassicogethes aeneus is the source of this 1188-nucleotide messenger RNA. The record is from the annotation of a GenBank genome assembly. Lineage: Eukaryota; Metazoa; Arthropoda; Insecta; Coleoptera; Nitidulidae.